Messenger RNA from Capronia coronata CBS 617.96, 4164 nucleotides. RefSeq lists its product as uncharacterized. Gene Ontology annotation, biological process: carbohydrate metabolic process. The record is from RefSeq and is a predicted model, not a curated record. The transcript has a single exon. Gene Ontology annotation, molecular function: hexosyltransferase activity; UDP-glycosyltransferase activity. The coding region runs from base 1 to 4164 and encodes 1387 amino acids. NCBI's taxonomy places the organism in Eukaryota, Fungi, Ascomycota, Eurotiomycetes, Chaetothyriales, Herpotrichiellaceae.
AUGUCUUCCCCAGAUCCUCCCUCCGCCCAACUCGAAGAGUUGCCCGCGAUCCCUCCCAUCCUCAUCCAAGAAGCUGGAGCAGCCGCUGCUGCUGCCUUGGAAGACGAGGAGAACACACAUCCCGCCACAUCGACGCCGGAGGGCCAUGUCCGGCAUCAUAGUGGUGUUUCUCCUCGCCUAGAGGAGGUGCCUCCCCCGGCCUACAAUAGUGCAGAGUAUGGACAAUUGGAUAUUAGCCAGAAUGGUCUGGACACCGGAGCACGAGUCGGUAGCGAUGGCAGAGUGAACAUCAAGAUCAAUCAGCGCAGUCGCAAGCUCACGAACCUUCUUAUACCUGCCCUUCGUCACCAGCUCGAACUCCAGAGACAGAAAGCUGCUGGGGAGCCUCCCGUUCCAGAAGGUCUGGGAGAGACAGAGGGGCUCCCCCCACCUCCCAUGAACAUUGUCAUUCAGAUUGUGGGUAGCAGGGGAGAUGUCCAGCCGUUUGUGGCAUUGGGUCAAGUGCUGAAGAACAAAUACAACCACCGAGUCAGGAUUGCCACUCAUCCUACAUUCAAAGAGUUUGUCAUUGAAAACGGUUUGGAAUUCUUCAGCAUUGGAGGAGAUCCCGCCGAGCUGAUGGCGUUUAUGGUCAAGAACCCGGGCCUUAUGCCAGGCUGGGACUCGCUAAAGAGUGGCGACGUCGGAAAGAGAAGGAGGGGUAUUUACGAAAUCAUCACAGGUUGCUGGAGAUCAUGCAUUGAAGCUGGCGAUGGCACUGGCGUCCAGAUUACGGACGACAACAUGGAUACUCGCAGUUUCGACAGUGCCAUUUCCUUGAGUACUGAUCCUUCACAGAAGCCUUUCGUGGCAGACGCUAUCAUUGCCAAUCCACCCAGCUUUGCCCACGUCCACAUCGCAGAGAAAUUGGGCAUACCUCUGCAUCUGAUGUUCACCAUGCCCUGGUCGCCUACCCAGUCUUUUCCCCAUCCACUUGCUAACAUCAUCUCCUCAAACACCGACCCCAACAUGGCCAACUUCAUUACCUACGCCUUGGUAGACAUGCUCACCUGGCAAGGACUGGGCGAUGUCAUAAACCGAUUUCGUGAGCACAGCCUUGGCUUGGAGCCAGUCAGUAUCAUGUGGGCUCCAGGCAUGAUAAGUCGACUGAGGAUACCUUGGACUUAUUGUUGGUCGCCAGCUCUGAUCCCGAAACCGGCGGACUGGGGCGACCACAUAGAUAUCUCGGGCUUCUUUUUCCUGAACCUAUCUACAAGCUACACCCCGCCGCAGGAAUUGGCGGAUUAUCUGGCCGCUGGCCCUCCUCCUGUGUACAUUGGAUUUGGGUCAAUCGUGGUUGACGACCCAAAUGCUAUGACCAAGAUGAUCUUCGAGGCUGUCAAGAAGACAGGACAGCGAGCAAUCAUCUCCAAAGGGUGGGGUGGCUUGGGAGCUGACGAAGUGGGCAUCCCGGAAGGUGUCUUUAUGUUGGGCAAUUGCCCUCACGACUGGCUGUUCAAGCACGUUUCGUGUGUUGUUCACCACGGGGGUGCUGGUACCACUGCCGCCGGUAUCCUGGCCGGUAGACCCACCGUUGUGGUCCCCUUUUUCGGCGAUCAGCCAUUCUGGGGCGCUAUGGUAGCCAGAGCUGGAGCAGGCCCUGCGCCCAUUGCAUACAAGAAUCUGACGGCCGAAAAACUUGCCGCCUCGAUCACGGAAGCAUUGAAGCCGGAGUCGUUUGAGCGUGCGCAAGAGUUGAGCUUGAAAAUCCAAGCAGAUGACGGUACAGGUGCUGGAGCCGCCUCGUUUCAUAAGCAAAUUCACCUGUCGGAUAUCAGAUGUUCUUUGGCUCCUACUCGCACAGCUGUUUGGCGUGUCAAGCGAACAGACAUCCGUUUGUCGCCUCUUGCAGCCACGGUGCUGGGCACCGAGGGUCUGUUAGACUUCUCCGACUUGAAGCUCUACCGCCCCCGAGAAUAUGAGACCGAGGAGGGUCCUUGGGAACCAAUAUCCGGUGGCGCCGCAGCACUAAUUGGUACAAUAGGCAAUCUCUCCAUGGGUGUCGCAGAUUUUCCUGUGGAGCUUUUGAGAUCUCUCAAGAGCGCUUCUGGUGAGGUCAAGGACAUCCACGAGAAGAGAAAGGUGUCCGACGAAACUUCGACCCCUGUACUUUCUUCAGGGCCUGACGCUGUUCAGGACGAGCAGUCAACUGCAGAGACGUCGACACCGGCACAGAGUCCCGCUACAACCCCUGACCCAUCCGCCACAGGAGCCCAGGAUGCAGGCGCGUCUACUUCGAGAGUGUCCUCCAUCUCAACAGUACUGUCACCAGAUGGGUCAACACGGAGCGACGGGCAACACCAUCGCACGUGGUCACAACAAUCUGGGUCAGCGUCACAGCAAUCUCGGCCAGGGUCGCCUUUACCGCAUGCCGGAGGUGAUCGCACUCCUUGUCCAGGCGAGGAGGUGGGACAAGUCUCACUGGAGACAGCAUUGCAAGGCGCCAAAGCCGUAGGAACCAUAGUUUCGGCUGGCAUGAAAUCGCCUUUGGACUUUACAUUGUCUUUGGCCAAGGGCUUUCACAACGCACCGAAGCUAUAUGGCGAUGAGACAGUCCGGCGAAAUGAGAAAAUCGUCGAUCUCCGCUCAGGCUUGAAGGUCGCAGGGAGGGAAUUUGGAUAUGGAUUCUACGAUGGCAUUACUGGACUAGUCACUCAUCCCCUGGCUGGUGCCAAGAAGGAGGGCCCUGCCGGGUUCUUCAAGGGCGCUGCCAAAGGCUUUGGGGGCCUGAUUCUCAAGCCUGGUGCAGGUAUCUGGGGACUUCCAGGUUACACAGCGAAGGGUAUCUACGCCGAGGUGGCCAAGUAUUUUGGCAGCUCAGUGCAGAACUAUAUUAUUGCUGCCCGAGUUGCACAAGGCUAUGAUGAAUGGAAGAGCAGCACCCCGGAGGAGAGGGCCCAGAUCGUGUCUGCUUGGAAGGACAGUAAACUUGAAAUACGCAAAGGAGGAAAGCUCUAUGGGAAUGAGCGUAAGGAAGCCACCAGCAGUCAGGUUCCGACGGAGACUCAGAGUGAUUCCCCCGAAUUGCUCAGUGGCUUCAAACAUACGAGGCAUCUGAGCUGGGACCAACGGAAAGCCCUUUCUGAGCAAAGGGACCGACUCCGAAAAGAGCAGAAAGACCUGCAACAGCGUGAGAAGGAGAUCAAGAGGACGGAGGCAAAUCGCUCGGGCAAGGUCAAGAGUCGGUGCAAGUUCUGUCCCUUUGACCAUGACAGCAGUCACCACGCCGAGUACAGCAACUCUGUUUUGAGCAUGCCCUCGGCACCCACCUCUACCCAGUCUCGAUCUGGAGGAGAUCUUGGGACCGCGACUCAUGACUAUGAGCAAGCUAUCCAGACCUCGAUUGGGGCAACGAGCAAGGGCAACCCAGACGAGGACGCCGUCAUCGAAAGAGCUCUACGUGCAAGCCUGCGUGAGUUGCAUGCAGCGGGUCAAAGUGCCGAAACGGACGAGGAUGCAGCCUACAACUCCGCGAUCAAAGCGAGUAUGCAGGAGUUCAAGAAGGCACAAACCGAACAAGCGGAGGAAGCCCAAGAGACUGGUGUGGUGCCGACGUCCACCGCACCGCAAGAACUGACAGAGGAUGACCACGAACUCGAAAGAGUGCUGAGACAGAGCUUGAAAGAGUUCAAAGCUGCACAGUUCGCACGGCAAAAGAGUGUGACUGCCAGGGCUGCUGGUGGUGGCGGCGGCAGCGGCAGCGACUCCGGUGUCGACACGGAUUAUGAUGAGGACUUCAAACGCGUGAUCGAGGAGAGUAAACGACUCCACACCGAGAACGAGCAGAAGAAGAAAGACCUGACAGGACAAGGGUUGGUCUUGACGCCGACGACGACCGCCACCACCGCAUCCACCGGGAGUGGUCGUGGGGAUGGCGAUCUCAAUGAAAAGGCUGAUGAGGAAGCCGUUGAGAGUGAUACGGAUGAAGAGCUAAGACGAGCCAUUACUGCAUCCAAACAAGAUGAGCUGAUCCGCCAGGAAAGUGCGAGUAAGCAGAAGACCGAGGAGGAAAUCGUGAUGGAAUAUGUCAAAAAGCAGAGCUUGCUGGAGGAGCAGUUGAAGGCCAAGAGGGCGGCAUCUUCCACAAAUGUUGAAACAUCACCCUCGGGGCCCUCUGCGUCGUGA